AUGUUCAACAACUUCAGACCAGAUCAGCUGAAGGGAGUUAAAAUAACCGUAAGUGUCCAGUCUCCUCACCGGCUUUUGCACUUUUCAACGUCAAAACCUCCUGAAACGUGUGUCAUUACUUUUGGAAUUCUGCUAUACACAUACGGCCUCAUCUGCUGGUCUCGGUAUAGACAUGCGCUGAGAGUUAUGACAGCAAAAGUGCUGUUUUUCAGUAUUGAAAUUGUCAGCGAAAGUUUUUGCCUAGGUUAAUGUCAUACUUUCAAUAAUAGACUACCAAUGAGAAAUCGAUCUUGUUAGGCUUCCUCUAAAUAGUCAUUGACGAACUUCGGCCAAAUUAUUCAUUAGCAAAAUAUGCUGUGUUUUGGAAGAAACAGCUAACAGGUGUAAUUUAUUCGAUGCUAUCUACAUAUCUUCUUAGGCUUCUCUUAGCUAAUUAUCAAUGAAUUUUGCUAAAUUAUUCAUUAAUAAAAUGCCUUGGUCUUGGAAGCCGUGGCUACUAGGUCUUAUUUGUUUAAUAAGAUUUUUACUUAAAGGUAUCACUACUUUAGAUCUUGGAUAAGGCACAAGUACCAUUUGAGACACACCCUCCGGAAACUUCGCAGUUUAGGUAGUCAAAACUUAGUCUUAAAUGGUGUUUGUCUCUAAAGUUAAACAAGGUAGGAAUUCCGUCUGCUCUUCUUUGACAAGUGGAUGAAAUCUUUGGCUUCUGCUUUCUAAUGUCAUCCAUUAGAUCAUUAGUUUGGCCCUCGCCAUUUAUGUAAAACGAGACUUGAUGUAGUGUUCCCACUUAACUUUUGAUAAACGGAAAGCAGAUUAACAGGAAAUGCAAAGUAGGCUGGACAAAAUCAAUCAUUAUACGGGAGCUUAAGGCUCUGAAACGGAUGUUAAAAAUAAGAUUUCACCACAGAUAACCCAGGAACAAUGGAAUACUUCCGUUUCGGCCGAUGGUAUCCGCUCCGCAUUGACAUAAAAUAAUGACUUGUUGUGGUUCAGUUAUGCCCGGAAACAUCGGCUUCUUAAAAAAGUCCUUGACUUAAGGCAGUUUGUUUCCCUGCUUCAGUUAACAGGUACAUUAUUCACAAAAUCCUGAAUAUUCACACGAAACGAACUUUUUACACUUGAUAUCCCUGACUUUUAUGUCCUGCCCGAGGUUUAGAGUUUUACACUGCAGUUGCGUACCCAGACGCACUUUAUUGGAAGAUGGAACACGCCAAACUAUGUUUUGUCUCCUCUAAAAACUCAAGUCAUGGCCCAAUGGUGAGAAAUCGAUAGUGCUGAAGCCUAAUUAACAAAGACAACGACAGGGUAAUGAUCGCUUCUGGACUAUCAGCCAUCUGGAUCUGAUUAAAAAUGGACAGGAACCAGAAACCAACAAUUCCGUUUCACUGAUUUGUUUUGUAAUAUCCUUGGCUUGACUGUCUUAGGCUAGCAAAGCCUUGUCCACCCUGUUCGGAUACACUUCCUGCGAUAGUAAGUUGCCUUAACUUAAGAACGUGGUGGUAAACACCAGGGGGUUGGAAAAUACGUAGGGUGAUUAGGAGAAUGCAAGGUUUAUUUACUUAGAGAAUUGUGCAAGGCUGUGAGAACGUGAGUAGGUCCAAACGGCAAAGGACUAGAAGAUAGCAAUGCAAGCAAUGUUACUGGAAUUUCUGGCCCUCCGUUUGCCAAUUUUUCAGAAUUUUGAAUCUCUCUUUCUGUCAACCCAGCCUAAAAUUGACAAAUUUGGCGUCAGAAAAUUUGAUAACAUCAAGGAUAUAGUCGAUAUUAAAUGCUAAGUUUUCAAAAUACAUGGCGUUUAUAUAGGAACCGCGGUAAGACUUCAAGACAGAUUGCAACGGCUCCUCAUCCCGUUCUUAGUAGAUCAGCGAGAUUUAGUUUUAGACAUAUACGACAACUUGAUGCAGUAAAUGGUAACACGUCUUUUAACUGACCACGUCCUCAGUAUUUCAUCGAGUCAUGCAGCUAUCUAGGAUAUCCGACUCAAAUAUUUUUCUGGGCCGUUAAUGAGACUUUCUUUGUUGUUUUGGUCUAGUUCGACUCUAACGCCCGGAAAAUUGUGGGCUCUUUAAAGGGGUAAGCGAAUGAAGAUUGAGAUAGCUCACCUUCCCAACAUCUCCUGACUUAGGCAAUAUAAAACACAAGUCAGCCUAUACAAAAUUGACGUGGUUUAUGUUCGUGUGUUUAAGGGUAGAUGCAAAUGCACGCAAAGUCCUACGACUGAAAGACCGCUAAAUGGCAAUAAAUGACACAGGAAUGACAGAGGGUUUAACUAAGAUCUAGAAUGAAUUCCCAUCCAUGUCCACCUCCGCUUUGUGCAGAGAAUCGUAACAACAGGGCGGAUCUUCAGCAGCCCUGGUUCCAUCACUUGACAGGAAUUCUCAGAGUAUUCAGCAGAUAGUAAGUUUAAGGGCCACAUUGUAAUGUUUUCGUGCCGGGCUAACGUAACAAACUUUCUGUGAUCAAGUACUGGAGUUCAGGACCCCGUGACCCCUAGUGGAAAAAUUACGCCUCAGUUUAUUAGUAUGUUUUAUUUCAGUUGACUAACCAGGGGAUGGCAGAGGCAUGAGAAGUCGGAAAUGGGCUAACGCUAGCCUGAGUCGUGAAGUAGGAUGAGAGAAGUUUUCUGUCAUCACUGAAGCUUGGCGAUUAUCUUCCCUGGAGAAAGGGUUCUCACGUACCUUAAGGGAAUUCACAUAUCCCAUGUGGUAAGCUAGCUUGUCAGCUAGAUCGGGCGUAGCUCGUCUGCGCUUGUAAAGAGUUCAAAUCUUCUCAACCGACGACCAGCAAGGGAAGAAAUGCAACUUAGAAUAACUGCUUUUGAACGAGAAAGCGCAGGUUAAUAUUUAUGUGCAAGUGAGUGCAAAGAGGACGUCUGAAAUAAAUAGAACGGUAGAGCAGUUCAAGGAAUUUUUAUAAACAACGUCAUUGCGUAUACUCCUCGGUUAAAUAAUUAGUGCCGUACUAGGAGUCUCACCACAGCUAUUGAUUCCAUACAAAGCAUUCAGAUGCUUUUUUCGAAUUCAAGCAUGUCCUGUCAUGCUAAAGGGUAAGUAACCAUGAAACCGCUCCAAGGCAGAACUCAUAUCAAGUGAGUAUGGAACUUUUAGAACAUAUAAAGUAGCCCUAAAACCCCUCUACAUGCAGUACUAACUAAAAGCCUAGGCACGUCUUUUGCCAAUUUUCGCCUGCUGAAUGACGCGACUAUAACGAACUUGACUCGUUAGUAGACGGCUUUAUAUCCUUGCCGAUAAUUAUUGAACGGACAUAUAGUACGUAGUAUAGACGUUGAAACGUGAUUUCUAAGGCUCGGCUUCAUUUCUUUAUAAACAUCCCGGUUGACUAUCCUUAUGUUAGUGAGAUAAUUGUAUAAUGUUCUCACUUUCAUAGCAUGCAGUGAGAAGAACAAUUCAUGCGCACCAACGGUGGCUUUAUCGUACUCCAAAGUGUCUGACGAUUUUGCUGGAACGAAUGUUUGGAGCAUUGUAAAGGACUUUUUCAUGUGCGAAAUACUACUUACUACAGUAUUUCCAGGUGUAUGCAGCUUGUGUUGAUUUCACUUAAGUUUAUAGUUGUCAAAAAUUUGAUACUUCGGUCAGCUGUGUUACUUGUCCAUGUUGUUUGAGGUGUUUAAGAUAUUCAGCUUCAGUUCCGCACAAUAUCAAAAAGUAGGAACCAAAGCCUCUUCUGGAAGCUCCACUCCACAGUCCUCUGACAGCAGAUUCUCCAGAUACCUCGGGCUCCAAAAAUUCGUAGCUAUGGUGAACGUAAACGUUGUUUUUUUACGACAGUUCUAUCACAUGAAGAAAUGCCCUGAUUCGGUGGCCAUUCAGCUGAUGUUGGCCCACCUUCAGCUGCCGUAUAAGGACGUAUCCAUCAAACAGAGUGAUUGGCCUCUCGUUCGGGAGGAGAUUCUCACAAAGAGAGUGCCCGCCCUCCGCAUCGAACGUCCAGACGGUGGACUCACGUGGAUCAACGAGUCCAAGGGUAUCGUUCGUUGCAUCGGUGCCGCCUAUAACUUGCUUGGCAAGGAUGAAAUGGAAAAAUACUACGUCGACAGGAUUAUAGGCAAGGUAAGGAACAGAUGGGUGCAGUAUUUGCCUUCAAGAUUUGUUUAGCCGUAAUUCCAAGGAAACCUUCGAAUCUUUAAGUAUCAACUGGGUAAAAGUAAACUCCUCGUACCACUCUCAGUUCCACCUAUAGACCGCAAUAAAUUUCACUUAGAGUACGUUUACCGGAGCUAUGCUGAACGAGACCUUACUUAAGUUAAUUUUAGUUAAAUAAAUACGGAUGAACCAUGAAGUCUUUUGGAAAGAGGGAAUCAGAAGCUCCCACAGAGAGCCUUGCCUUAGGGCACCUAAUCCAUCGAGCGGUCGUUUACCCUUGGAAGUUGGUAAUAAAAAAUCGAACUCUGAAUAUAGUUCAACACUUUACUUGGCUGGCGCGUAUCAUGGUUCCGUGAGUUUAAAGGACUAUUCACGGCCGUCUCUCCAGACACAGCAGCCCCAAAAUGAUCUGCCUAUUUUUGUUUACUUGUCUUUGUAGACUCUCGUGUCGUAUCGAGGCUGACGGCUUAUAGUUGAAUGAUUUAAUCACAUAAAUUUGGCAUUUUUUGUUUCUUCUUGUUAGCAGUUUUGAUGACUUCAGUUUAAAUUAUAUGCUGUUGGACGGCUUAAAUCUCCCGGCUAUGGAUAUAAGGACUGGACUGUCAACGGUAAACACCUUUGCAGCACGAACUUCACCCGAAUUCCUUAUUCUAAGCGUGCUAUAGGGACAAGCCCUAGAUGACUCUUGUCGACAACUCUGAAGAUGCCACAAGCUAAAAGUGAAUAGACAAUGGGGUUUCGAAAGAUGAAGAAGAAGAAGAAGAAGUAGAGGCAUUCACUGUGAGAGGUUUAGUUGAGGUCUGAUGUUUCAAGCAGUGACUUUGCCUAACCAUCUUCAGAGACAGGGAAAUCAUUCGCGCAGCUCUCGUUAUAUGGCGCAUUUUGUUUGACCCGUAGGCCGUUAAUGCCGACUAUGACGCUGAGUAUGACGCCUGUUUCUCCGCGACCUGCGUCGCUCCCGUCCCCGCUGACGGCUGAGAUAAUCGGCAGCCUCGGUCGCUUUACGCCGUCACGGUCUGCUGUCAAGACAGCUCGUAAAACCAGAUAGGAGGAGGCAAACUGUUGUGGCCACAUCAAACUCCGAAGAUUGGCAGGCGAAAUCACUACUCGAAUCGUAAUACCCCAAACAGACCUAUGCCGAAUGAACGACUCCUCUUCUUCUGAUAUGCGUCCUGAGAAUUGCACUUCCACUUUUAUGGAUAAUGAGAGUUGUUAUACGAAAACGUAAAGUGUUAGGAGGAAACCUCAGCAAAUGCCAGCAUUUUUAUAAAAUGUUUCCAUCCACGUUGAUCCAUCAGGCUUAUAGAAGAAGAGUAAAGCCUACGCCAAAACGACGAGGAUUGUUCGGCUUACUUACGAAUGAGAAAGACCGCUGAGGAACGGCCAGAAGAUAGAUUAUCAUGAAACAUAUAUUAAAAACAUUUCUUCCGCGACAGCACUUUGGUCUGGAUUGGGCAUCUUUCCAGGAAGCUUAUCAGUUCGCGUGUACUAACCCCAAAACAAACCCCAUGCUCAGGCUUAGCUUUAAACCUGACCCUUACCUUAACCCUUGCCACAAACUUAACCCUGGCGAUAAACCUAACCCUCACCCUAACACCAACCCUAACUUCAGCCCCUGACCCCAAACUCAGCCAUAAUUCUAGCCUUAACCCACCCCUAAUCUCCCUGGAAUUUAACGCAGGGCCACUAUUGUGUCGGGGAGUUGCUAUUCCCGUGUCCUAUCUCGCCCUUUCUUCCAAGUUACAAACGUGCGGCAGGUGGAACUUCGCAUAAAUAGCAUUUGAAGCGAACUUUUUGAUCUUUCUGCAAGAAAAUAUACAGGAGAUGUGCUAACUCAUGAAAUGUUAGCCGAAAUCCUGAGAUGCGUUUUCGACUCGAAAAGAUUACUUAAGAAGAGUUGUAAUAUUAAUCACCGUGCAACAUAAUCCCGUGUCGGCUUUAGCACGAACUUUUUUCCGGCCACCUGCGAACACUACACCCUGCAAGAAAUGACUACUGAGGUAGCAUGGGUUUUUCGCAUUAAUUUCCGAUGCCGUUAUAAAUUCGAAUAUAUUUCAUAUUAAACAUUCAUAACAAUAAUCAUUCUUUUACUCACUUGACGGAGAAUUACGUCUUCUUCGAAUUUUGUAUUUGGGCUGAGAGUAUAAAUCGAUUGUAAAGAGUUUCUAAUUGUGAGAAUUUUUAAAACCGGUUGUAAAAAACUUUUCCAGUACCCGAAUAAUUAUGAACCCGACCUGCCGCUACAUUUGCACUCAGGGUUUCCGAACUGCAGGCUGUAUAUUUUUCGUGUACGGAAAAUCGCACAUUUCUUCACGGUAUUAAGAGGAGAUCAUAUGGGGUUCAUAAAAUUUAGCAAUGGACUUGAGCCGCAUUGUAAGUCUUACAAAGUACAUUAGUAAAUGCAGAGACAUGACGUUUUAUGAGCGGGCAUUUCACAGUUCUAAAAAUUCUCACAAUUAGAAACUCUUUACAAUCGAUGUAUACUCCCAGCCCAAGUACAAAAUUCGAAGACGUAAUUCGCCAUCAAGUGAGUAAAAGAAUGAAGUGAGUCAAUUUGCCAAGCAAUCGUCACACCAGCAUCCAACACGGAUGACGGAAUCAUGGCAAUUAAUGACUCGGACGCAGACUGACAAGCCACCACAUAUGGUUCCGCGGCAGCCACGUGCAAUAAAUACUGCACUCAUUGUGUCACCAUUAGCCUUAUCUGUGACUGUCUCCGAUGAUGGAUUCGAGUGGGAAUCCGAAACGUCAGACCAAUAAAUUUCUUGUUCCAGUGAUCGCAUCUUCGUCUUCUGAACUGCUACCUGGAAGUCGCAUGUUAGCUUCUAUCAGCGAUUAUUUUUAUGCAUAUUUACUAUGAAAUACAUUCGAAUUUAUAACGGCAUCGGAAAUUAGUGCGAAAAACCCAUGCUACCUCAGUAGUCAUUUUUUGCAGGGUGUAGUUUUCGCAGGUGACCGGAAAGAAAUUCGUCCAAAAGCCGACACGGGAUUAUGUUGCACGGUGAUUAAUAUUACAACUCUACUUAAGUAAUCUUUUCGAGUCGAAAACGCAUCUCAGGAUUUCGGCUAACAUUUCAUUAGUUAGCACAUCUCCUGUAACUGACCGUAGACGCUUAAUUAGAGCAUUUUUCCAAGUUGUUGUGGGAUACUCAGACAACGGUCAGCAUGCUAGAGAAUACGCAGUGACUUCUGUCUAUUCUUUGUGUUCCAAGGUUUGACGCUGUACCAAGCCAGUUUUCAUUUACUAUUUUCAUUGAAAAGUUUCCCUAGAAUAUUCAUGAGUGACUGCCCACCGUUUUUCUGUGUAGGCAAUGCCAAAAACACUGCAUAGAUGGAAAUGAAUAAUAACACAUCUAUAGUAGUUUUCCCAAAAGGAAAUAUUUGCCAAGAUUGCUUUGUCCGGUCGCAAAAUACUAUGUUUUUGAACUAUUAAUCGCGAGAUGUUGCAGCUUGUGUCUUACUCUACGUGUUUACUAAUAUUCCCAAGGUUACUUAAACUACUCAUUCAAUCUGUCGUUUUUCAGCCUCUCCAUCUUAUUUCGGGGCUCACUGGAUGUUCCACCGUAAAGAUUUCAUAAGCGAAGACCUUUUGAAUGAACAACCCUGUUCCAAGUGACAGUUCCCGAAACGCAAUUCUGCAAACAGACAUCUGAUUUGACAUCUAAACAUAGGCGCAACAUUACUAGUUAUAUUUCUAUGUGAGAUUAUCCUAAAUAGCAAAUUAACAGGCACGGGAAGGGUUAUUUGCCACUGAACAUGUAGUAAGAUAUGCUCAAUAUUCAUAUCGGCACUGUAAGAAGGCUUAAAAUUAAAUUUUGAGGUUCUCGUUAGCGCUGAGAUGUGGCAAUCACUUCUUCGUUAUUUGUAAUGAUCUUUCAAAUGGCCCCAUUCAUGUAAGCAAAACCCCUUCAUUCGCGGCUGAGUAUAUUUUUCAUUUCAUGGGCAAGUUCAGAUCGUUGAAACGGCCAAGCCACUGACCCAGUAUUACUUGACAAGGAGGACACACGAUGACAAAGAGGAACACAAAAAGAAACUCUUUGAAGAUUUAGCCCCCCUCCUGAAGGUAAGUCAUCUCCCGAAAAAUAAAGUAUCAAUGUUAAGUGUCUUUCGAAAUGGACCGAUUGUGUGAGUUGACAGUAGUUAUGCGUAAAACGAAUUCUGGGAAUAGUUAUGUGCAGUUGCUCUCACGCUUUCUUCCAACUUUCUGUUAAGUUCCAGUAAAUAGGAGUAAGAGCGGAAGCACAAAAUAACCCGGAAAAUUGCCUCGAACUGCGCGUGCGACAGAGUAUCACCGGUUUGCUUUUCCACCAUUCGUAUGCCCCCUUCCAGAGCUACUAUAAGAACACUAUUACAAGAUGCCAUCACGAUCUGGGUCGUAGUCUUUGGGACAAAGUCUUCUCGUUUGUCGUCCCCCUUCUCAACCAUGACGUCUUAGAUUACGUGAUGGGGUAAAUGUGUGCCACUUGGUUACACCGAGGAAGGAUCUCACGAUGUGGGUCUCUCCCUCAAUUGUGUGCCAGUAGCUGGAAUGUUUUAUGGUCACUGGAGGCAACAUCUGGUGCGAUGGCUUCCUAGCCAUUUCGCCCUCUAUCUCGCACACCCCACACGUGAUGUUCCUCCAACUCGCGCAAGCCAGUCAUCCUGGGGCAUUUCUUUGUUAAUAGAAUUAUUUGCCAACUUUUCGGCCUGAUGAACCAGCGCAGUCCGCUUCGGGACCCAGCUUCGGUAGUUCGCACAUCACAAGCGAUGCUGAUCAUCACCACCCUAGAGGACACAAAAGUUACUUAUAGUGGGGCGGACUUGCCCAGAACCCAUAACACUCCCUCUUUUUCAUGCAUAUCGUGCCAAAUGACAGCAUAGAAUUAGGGUUAGUGGAGCUGGCGGUGGGCGAUGUGACUGAUGUAUUCUACUGGCUGCCUGUCGGCAGUUAAUGAAUAUUACGCGGUUAUCCGCUGUGGCUGAUGGACUAUAAACCAAAUAUGCAUGCAUAAACGCUUUGGUCUGAGCCUAUAGACCUUAAAUACACUGACCUACCCCAAGUUAGCAGCUAAUUUCUAAGGAAAUUAAAGAGCAACAGUGACUGACAAUGCCAAAUGGUUCAUCUACGCGCGCUAUUGUCUCUGGCUUCGUACACAUCGAGCUGUAACAAGAGGGUCUUUGGACUAACAAUAAGGGGGUUAUCGCAGUCUACCUUUGAGUCUAUAGGAUGACCAAGUUACCCCGUCAACUGUUCGAUUGUCAAUAGUGAGGUAAUUGAGCGUUGAAAUCGAGUUGGGUCGACAUCAUUCUUCCUUCGCUUUCCCGAAUCCCGACGGCCUUCAUGAGCCAAACCGACUGAAAAGAGACUGGGCGCAGGGAUGGAGUGAUAGGAGGCCGCUACGCAACUAGUAUUACUAAUAGGCUCGGGUUGAAGAAAGGUGGAAGGUAUCACUGGGCUCACUGCAGAGGGGACCCACUGACGUCUCACACCGUUCAAAAAGCAGACCCACUUGUCCUUUCUCCCUACAAAAUUCUAAACCACGAUGUUUAUUACGUUAGAUUUACCAUAGUGAGGCAUGUGUCUAAAUUGUAUGAGGACGGGUGCCUCCGGUUUAUUCCCAGUCUCACCCGUUUCACAACCUAACUACUCCUCCGACCCUGCCGGUCAGCGGGCGAUGAAAUUAGGUGCAUCGGCUGUCGUGUUGACCUCCACCUAGCACGGACUCCAAAAAACACAGACGCAUGGAUACUGGGUAGCGAAUCCACGCCUGCGGGGUAUUCCGAUCAACUGGGGGACAACAAACGGGAGAACUAAAAUGCAUUAGGUGUUCCAUUAGGCCCACUAGAUUUACUUGUAAAAUGUAGUCAAGGCAGCUGGUUUAGAGCGACUGUGCUUGAUGUAUGCACGCUGACAUUUCCGUGAGCGCCCGCGAGGCAUAAGUCUUUAAAAGCUCUGUGAUCCAACCAGGCCGAAUGCUAUCGAGGUACUGCCAUAGAACCACUUCCAACUGCGCUCAGCCUACAUGACCAGCCUGUACGACAGCUCGCAACCACCUGAACCCCGGGCACACAACCAUUCGUAGCCGGUUGUAGCAACUUCGUCGCCGCUUGGAAACCAGCCUGAGUCCUCUUGACUGAUGCUCUUGGAGAGCUCAGCUACUACUUGGUGAAAAUUGGCAUGCUGGUGUCGACUGCCGGAUGGAGACGCUAACCAUGUUUUGCGUGGGUAGGCGACAAAAGAGGGUGACUACGACGGCGAUGAUGCAGAGCCGUGAGCACAGUGUUUGCAGCUACUCUUCCAAGACAACUACCCCCUCCCGCCACAGCACAAUAUUCCAGGAGUCGAUCGAUAUGCUGCCAAUGCCACUGUUUCAACCAAAUGCCGACAUCUUUUUGGCAUACCCGAUGUCUUUUAUUUGGCACAUUCUGAUAAAUAUCUAGAAUUUGCUCGAGUGCAGUGCCUUUAAAUUUCGUCAUGACUCACCGACUGGGCUCAAUAAGUCGACGGCUGGGAAAAGAAACAAAAAGCCGGCUACAAAUGCUGGAUGAGUAUUCUAUCGUAAGGCUGCUGCAAACGCUUACAAAUGCACACGAGAAAGCUCACGGUGGGAGGGAGCGAGAGAGGAAAAGCAUUUCCCUCAAAAGGGGCACAAUCAGGAGGCAGUGGCUUUUUCCACACAGCAACAGCGUAGUUAGCAACCACGACCUCGCUCAUUUUAGACUAUUUGUCAAACGAACACUCAUCCAGUCUCGCGUUCGGCGAAUGCUUGUCGGUUGAACGAGAAGCCAACUAACCAACACUUCCUCGUGUUAAGCUGUCCGCCAAGCUUCGCAAUUCCUAAUACCGGUCUGAUGACUAAAUGUGUUAUAAAUGACCGAAAGUGCUCAUAACCUGAGUACAAGGCAUCAUAGCUUGGACUUCAACAUCUGCCGGUUAUUUAUUCUGUCGGCCAAUUAGUACUUUUGAUGGAGAUUUAAAGAGUCGGGCGAUAUUAACCGAACAUCCUACAGAUGGCUGUCAACGCAAUGGCCAUCUAGAUCACGUCUUUAUGAUUACCAGUGAGGUUAUAGGGGUUGCGCGCUGGAUCAGCUGAAAUUGCUAAGUGAUGGAUGUUGAUACUUCAGUAAGCAGUUAAGCAUAUGCACACCUUCCACAUAACCCAUCAUUGGUAUAUUUGGUGAACCUGCGAUUUCAACCGUCUGGCUGAAAUUUUGGACAGAUUGCGGUAAUGAUCUUAGGCGGGGAAAUUGGCGUGUACAAGGUUGGAGAACUUAUUGCAUGCAGGUGGAUGAUCCGACUGCUGGUGGACGAUUUAUCUGGAAAUUGACAAUUUAUCGCCACCACUGAGUAGAAAUGCCUUGUAAGAUUCCAAGUGUGAACUUUAAAGCUUCCUGAGAAAUGAUGCCAUUGCCGGCGGACCAGGUCCUCUUCCACUAACGCUAGUCCUCCUUUCAAUAAUCACCCUGCGGGGGUGACAAGAUCUAAUCUCUGUGUUCACUUGCCCCGUAAGCCUUUUGUUUACUCCUCGCCAGAUGAUUGACAAGAUGUUGGAGGAAGUGCCCGGCUCAUGUGCGGCCUCCGCGAAUGUCACCAUUGCCGACUUCUACUUGUUGCCUUUUGUUGACUUCCUGCUGGCCAACAAACCAGACUGUCUGCAACCCUACCCAGAGAUGAUGGCCUGGCGAAAGCAUCUGAUGGAGACUGACCAAGGAGUUGCUAAGUUCGUCGCGUCUCAGACCCUCACUGUUGUCUAA
Molecule: messenger RNA, 11837 nt
Organism: Spirometra erinaceieuropaei
Lineage: Eukaryota; Metazoa; Platyhelminthes; Cestoda; Diphyllobothriidea; Diphyllobothriidae
Source: the annotation of a GenBank genome assembly